Molecule: messenger RNA, 2798 nt
Organism: Glycine soja
Lineage: Eukaryota; Viridiplantae; Streptophyta; Magnoliopsida; Fabales; Fabaceae
Product: BTB/POZ domain-containing protein At3g50780-like
Exons: 3
Coding region: 877-2511 (544 amino acids)
Source: RefSeq, a predicted model, not a curated record
AAACAAGAGAAGCAAAUGAAAAAAGCAAGCCAUUUGCUUUUUUUUCGCUUUCUUUUUUUCUCUUCUUCCCAAAACAAAAACAGUCACUUUUACACAAUACCACCAAAAUGGUGUAAAAUUCUUCUGGGGUCCAACAAGACCAAGCGAUGCGAAUUCUGAGACCCACUGAGGUACAAGGACAAUCAUCAUCAAAAGCAUGGAAACACACCUCAUGAGCCAUCAUCAUCAUCAUCCAUUAGUUUCUUCCCUUUUUUGCUUUUCUUUCUCUUUUCUGGUGUUUCUGUUUCUAAUUCUAAUUCCCUCUACUUUACAAAUAAAAGAGGUUGCAACUGUAUGCUACACUGCACUACACUAAACUGUCCUCUUUGGCUAGAAGAACUACAUGUUCUCUGGUUCCUUCAUGCUUUACACUGUGGCUGGCUCCUGUUGUUCUGUCACUUUUUUCACUCUCUGGGGGUUCAGUUUAAGUUAGCUCAAGAUAAAGACAUGGAUUUUCAGAGGUUUCUCAUGUGACAAAAAUUGUCUUGUGUUUCUCUGAGGAGAAGAAGUAGAUCAAGUUAAGAGAUUGCAGAUAUGCUUAUUUGGCUUGUUUUGAUGUUUUCUUAGUUAUGAGGGAAACGCACUCUUUUCAAGGGGAGAGCUGAACUUGCGGAAAGAGUGGAACAGAAUUUGCCGAGCGAGAGAUUUUCUUUCCUUUGACUUGACUUCCAAGUACAAUAAUACAACCAAUUUGGUUGUUUGUUACAUAGGAAAACGAGGGGCUUGUUUGGUUUUUCUCCCUUCCACUGCAUCAUUUUCAGUUUUUCACUACUUGUGAUGCUCUCAUACCUUGUUCUACCUCAUUAGUUUUGUGUGUGUGAAACCCUUGGUAGAUACAUGGCAGAAAUUAGGCUCACAAGGGUUGAGCAAGGCCAAACCAAGAUUAAGAAUGUUCCAAUAGCUGUCACCCCAGAAGGGUUUUGGUGCUGCCCUUCCCCUGUGGUGUUUCAGAAAAGCCUCAAAACUCAGAAUACUCUCAAUAAACACAAACCCUCUUCACCACCCCCACCAAAAACCAGUGUUCAGAAAAAGCCUGUGCCUGUGUCUGUGUCUGUGCCAGUGUGUGAGAGAAGAACUACUACACCUGCCCCUUCAGGAUUGGUGCUUUCUGAUGAAAAACAAUGUGCAACUGCUCCAGAAAGGCCUCCACCACCUACCGCCACAUCUGUGGCUGCUGCAGAGAGGGCACCCAGGCAAAAAAUUGAAUCUUUGCCAAAGAAGGUUGCUAUUGAGUUUGGUGAACCUGGAACUUGUGAUAUGAAAGUGGUUUUGUUGGGAAAGCAGGGAUUUUGUGUCAAGUUGAGUGUGCACAGGGAUGUUUUGACCCAGAAGAGUGGUUUCUUUUCUGAAAAACUCUCCGAACAAUCGGGUUUGUCGUGUCUCCAAAUCGGUGACUGCGAGGAUGUGGAGAUAUAUGUUGAAACUGUUGGUCUUAUGUACUGUAAAGAGAUGAAGCAGCGGCUAAUGAAGCAAAGUGUUUCCCGCAUUCUUCGAAUACUUAAGGUUGCCGAAUUCCUUGGCUUCAGCUCAUGUAUCCAAUCAUGUUUGGAGUACUUGGAGGCAGUCCCUUGGGUUGGAGAAGAAGAGGAAGAAAAGGUGGUCUCAACUGUACUACAACUCCAAGCAGAAGGAAUUAGAGUCAACCCUGUGCUGAAACGAAUUUCAUCUGACAUUUCUAAUGUCCCAAAAGACACUCUUUCCCACAUCAUCGACCUUGUUCUCAAGAGCAACGAGGAAAGAGGCCGCCGAGAGAUGAAAUCCAUUGUUCUAAAGCUCCUCAGGGAGAACAACAGCCUUCCAAGCUAUGCGCGAUCAACCGACAUAUGCAAUGACACGAUCUACAGAUCAUGCCGAAGCUGCUUGGAUUCAUUACUGUCUCUAUUCAAGCAGGCUGCAGAACCAGACAAACCGAGUGAGGACCGUGAUCCUAUAGCAAAGUGCAUAGCUCUCGAAGCUGAUAACUUAUCAUGGUUGCUUGAGAUUUUAGUUGACAAACAAGCCGCUGAUGAGUUUGCAUUGAUGUGGGCAAACCAACAGGAACUGGCGUUGCUACACACGAAGCUGCCAACCAUGUUGCGCUACCAUGUUAGCUGCCUUUCUGGGAGGCUGUAUGUUGGCAUCGGAAGAGGGGAGCUGUUGCCGUCGAAGGACACACGCCGGUUGUUGUUACAGACAUGGCUGCAGCCUCUGAUGAAUGACUACAACUGGCUGCAGCAUGGAUGCAGGUCGUUUGAUAGGAAACUUGUGGAGGAAGGAAUUGGGAGGACUAUUCUGACCUUGCCUCUUGAGUAUCAACAGAGCAUUUUGCUUUCGUGGUUGGGGAGUUUCUUGAAAACUGGUGAUAGCUGUCCCAAUCUUCAGAGGGCAUUUGAGGUAUGGUGGAGGAGAACCUUCAUUAGGCCAUAUGUGGAGAACCAAGGUAAUGUUGCUGUAUCAGAUAGUAGUUUAAUGUUGCCAAAGCAGCAUGAGUGAAAAAAAGGGUCAAAUGGGGUUCAUAAAUGUUUCAUUGGUACUGGAGUUCAAGUUUUUAUAUUAACGAGUUUGAGGAAUUGUAAAGAUAUGUAUUGAUUGCAGAAUGUGGAUUAACCUCCAGCAGCUAACAAGUAGUCAAGUCCUGAGAAGUGUCAUGUGUCUUGCAUGAGUUGACUCUGGAUUAAUCCCUUGAGGAAGACCUCAUUGAAUUGAUAAAUUUCAGUAAUUGGUUUUUGUAUAAUCUCUUCAAAGAAAGGAAAAGAAUGGUGUUUUUAGUAUUUUUUAAA